AUGCGCGCGAAACGAUUAAUUGAAGAGAAUUUUUCACGGCAAGAGAUUACCGACCAAUUGGAGGCUGAGAACGACGACGUCCAAGAGAACGGGAUGGUAGUUGAUCAUAAAGGCACCAAGUGCAUCCGGACCAUCGAUCUCUCGGACGUGACGUACUUUAAAGUGCCACGUGAACAGCUGCCGAUGCUGCACGGGGAAGGCGGCGAGACGAUGGGCAAGUUCCAGGAGUACACUGGGACCUACAUCGUCCUCCCGUCGCCCGCGGCAUCAGCAGCCUUCUCGAUGUCGAAUGUACUAACGUUGUCCAUCUAUGAGCUGUGGGCCACUUGGACGCUUUUCUUGUCCAAAUGCAGCAACAAUACGCUUACCAACACCAACAGCAGUACAUGGCCAGCCAAGUUCAUCAAGUAG
This is a messenger RNA of Phytophthora infestans T30-4, 411 nucleotides long. RefSeq lists its product as uncharacterized. The transcript is spliced from 3 exons. The record is from RefSeq and is a predicted model, not a curated record. Gene Ontology annotation, molecular function: RNA binding. Bases 1 to 411 code for a protein of 136 amino acids. Lineage: Eukaryota; Oomycota; Peronosporomycetes; Peronosporales; Peronosporaceae.